This is a messenger RNA of Malus domestica (apple), 1657 nucleotides long. Its product is annotated as probable WRKY transcription factor 46. Lineage: Eukaryota; Viridiplantae; Streptophyta; Magnoliopsida; Rosales; Rosaceae. Gene Ontology annotation, cellular component: nucleus. Gene Ontology annotation, molecular function: transcription cis-regulatory region binding; DNA-binding transcription factor activity. Gene Ontology annotation, biological process: regulation of DNA-templated transcription. The record is from RefSeq and is a predicted model, not a curated record.
AAUUAGUUAAGUUUUCUUCAGUCAAAUCUGUCUCUUUUCCUUAUCUUUUCCCAUCAUCUUUUCUCAUCCCCUUAUAUCCACCCCCUCUUCCUCACACUUCCACUAACAAAUUCAAACACACAACGUUUCCCUUCUCUCCAUAACAUCACAACUCUCUCUCUCUCUCUCUCUCUCUCUCUCUCUCUCACUACUUAAGCAAACUACCUAUCAAUCUUCAUUUGGGAGAUUUGGUGUUUCUAGCUCAAAUUUAUCCAUAAUUUCCAUAAUUAUCACAACUUGAAGCAUUAUUUUUAGUUUCUUUUUGAGUUCACAUUUUUGUAAAUGGAGAAGAGGAAGAGCAUGGAGUGGGAGCAGAAGAGUCUAAGCAAUGAGCUAACUCAAGGGAAGGAGCUGGCGGAGCAGCUGAUGAGCCACCUCCACCAUUCUUCCUCACAAGAAACAAAAGACUUUCUGAUUUCAAAGAUACUUUUUUCAUAUGACAAGGCACUCUCACUGCUCACAGGCAGUGGGGAUGGCUCUGACGGAGAAUCCAAGCACAUCGCAGCUCAUGAAAGUAUGUUGGAAUCACCAACUUCAUUUGGCAAUAGUAGCCCAUUGAGUGAGAUCUCUGACCAAGAUUGCAAGGAAAAUGUCUUCAAAAAGAGGAAAACAAUGCCCAGGUGGACUAAGGAAGUGAAGGUUUCCACUGGAACAGGGUUAGACGGGAGUCUUGAUGAUGGCUAUAGUUGGAGAAAAUAUGGCCAAAAGGAUAUCCUUGGAACUAAUCAUCCAAGAGGCUACUACAGAUGCACACAUCGUGGCACACAGGGUUGCGUAGCGACCAAGCAAGUACAGAAAUCAGAUGCAGACCCAACAAUCUUUGUGCUAACCUACAGGGGAUUACAUACUUGUAGCCAAGUCUCACGGUCAGCUAGGGUUAAAGAAGAGUUCAAAGGCAACCAAAAUAAAACCCUAGAAGUCGAAAAACCGAAUCAGUUUUCAACGGAGAUGUCAUUCAGUUUCGGAAGAGCAGGGCUUAGGGUUAAAACUGACCAUUUGGACACUAGAGAGAAUGAUAUAUUUCCAUCAUUCUCCUUCCCUUCCACUCCGAUUGAAUCCGAAAAUGUUGGGGACCAUAUUUUUAGCGCAAUUAUGAUGGAGAGCAAUUUGAUGGAUGACUAUGCUCCGGUAUUUGGAUCUCCAGCAACAACAUUUGAGUCGGACUACUUGACAGUGUCACCGUGCCAUGUGAGCAGUUUCGGACUAGUGCAUGAAGUGCAGACUUCAGAAUCUGGUCUCACGGAGAUAAUCUCAGCUCCAACUUCAGUCACCAAUUCACCAAUUGGGGAUUUUGACUUCUCAAUUGAUGAUUUGGAAUUUCACCCAGAUUAUUUUGGCUUAAAGUGUUAACUUUUUCCUUCUCUACUUUGGAAAGAAAAAAAAAAAACCCUAAAAAAAUUGCAGAGAGAUAAAUGAGGCUUGGAAGAGAGGUUCCUCUGUCUAGUUAGUUAAUUUUUUUUUGUCCAGGUAGUUAUUAGAAGUAGCGUGUUAGGAAGCCUUUCUGUGUGUCUUUACCUUUCUUUUUCUUCUUUCCACUUCUAGCCUCAUUGAAUUGUAAAUUCUUUGGUCCAAGAGGAUUAGUGCUGAUUUAAAAAAAUAAAAUGCAGUCUUGAUCAAA